UGAAGAAAGCAUCCGAGGCAGAGUAGAUCAGUAUCUAGUUUUAGGUGGAGGCACUUCAGUCGUUUCGGCGACUCUUGGAGGUGUAGAGAGAAUUUACUUGCUCCUCGCUUAUCUGUUUCUGCAUCGUCCACUUGCAGACAACAAUAUAAGACGGAACCCACCAACCCUUUCUCUUCCGAGUUGGACAGAUCGAGAGAAGGAAUCUGGUUAUAUAUAAAUUUAUAAGCACCAACGAAAAAGUAUCAAUUCUGUACAUUUUUUUUUCUUCUUUUGAGCAUUAUCGUUUAUAUUUCGGAGGAGUUUAGUAUUAUUACUUCACAAUGAACUUAAAGAAUUUUAGCAUAUUUCAUCUGCUUUUUGCAGUUGUAGCUUUAACUCUGGCACCAACCUUGGCGUUGUUUAAUUCUGUUCGAAAAAGAAAUACCGGGAUGGCGUUCACGACAUACUCGGAGUUAGCGCUGAUGGGCACUAUUCAAAGCAAUAAACAACGGGGACGUGCAACACUUAUGAAAAGCGAAGGCCAGUACUUGAACACCAUGUUUGAUACUUACAUUGACUUCCAGCGGAGUGAAGUGGUAGUGAAUUUGAAAAGCCUCGAUGGCCGUGAGUAUGCAGUUCGGUUCCCAACACAACAACUUAAAGAAGACAAAGAUAAAAAAAUAUUAGUUCGCUUCCUGAAUUUAAGAUCGAACUCAAAUGGUAUUGAACUGUAUGUUAACUGCGUCAAUAUAGGUCGUGACAACACAGAAUUGCCCAUUAGAGAAGUUGUAUUUAGCAAUCAUACUGUGUUUCGCCAUGCGAACUUUAAACUCUACACUGAAAUGAACCUACCCAGCUUAUUGAUGCUACAGAACUGUAAGGAAACGCCAACUCACGCCAGCAUUACUCACCAUAGAUAUCCGGAACCAUCUUGGAUUGGAACAGGAAGUGGGAAAACCGCGGGAUCGGGUGCAAAAGACGUGUUUGGAUCAGCCCGACAACCACCUCACGGAGCAGAGGAACAUGAUAAAAUGGACGGACCAUCACUAAGCAGCUACAUUGGAGAACUGACACGAGCAAUUAGAGAUUUGCAAAGAGAUUUCCAAAACCAGAUUCGUGAAACACAUCUUUUGAAAGAAACACUAAGAGAAUGUCAGAUGUGCAGAGGUACGAAUGAACCUGGAAAUAUCCGGCGUUGUUCUUCUCAUCCAUGUUUCUCCGGAGUUCGUUGUAUUGAUACUGAAAAUGGAUUCCGUUGUGGAGAAUGCCCACCAGGUUUCUAUGGUGACGGUAUAUCUUGUUCAGCUUAUCUGUCUUGUAAUGACAGACCAUGUUAUCCAGGAGUGACCUGUACCGACACUAUAAGCGGCUACAGAUGUGGAAGCUGUCCUGCACAUUACACCGGAGACGGCACACUCCAUGGAUGUAAACCAGUUGAAAUUACUUGUCGUGAUGAACCUUGCUUUCCAGGGGUCAAUUGUACAAACGGACUUCGUGGCUAUAUUUGUGGAGCUUGUCCAUCUGGCUACAGCGGAAACGGAACACACUGUGUCGAUAUAAAUGAGUGUCAGUUUAGCAGACCGUGUGAUAAAAUGGCUACCUGUACGAACUUAUCUCCAGGGUUUACGUGUACACCUUGCCCACCUGGAUAUACAAGUCCUAUAAUUGAAGGAGUAGGUAUAGCAUCUGCACAGAGGACGAAACAGAUUUGCGAAGAUAUCAACGAAUGCAAAAUGAACAAUGGAGGUUGUGUACCCAAUUCGAGAUGCAUAAAUCUACCGGGAAGUUUUAGGUGUGGUGAGUGUAAGACAGGCUACGUUGGAAACCAAACGCGAGGAUGCUUCAAACAAUCAAACAGCUGUCCAACGACUAAAGAGUGCCACUCAAAUGCAAAAUGCGUGCACCGAAAAGAAACGAAUUCUUACGAAUGCAUGUGUCAAGUUGGAUUUGGUGGUGAUGGACACCUUUGUUCGAAAGACAGUGAUCUUGAUGGCAUACCAGAUGAAGAGUUGCCAUGUAAUGACAGAAGAUGUCGAAAGGACAAUUGCCUUCUGACUCCUAACAGUGGCCAGGAGGAUGCUGAUUCGGAUAAGAUUGGUGAUGCCUGUGAUCCUGAUUCCGAUAACGACGGUAUUGUGAACGAUCCUGAUAAUUGCCCACUAACACCUAACCCAGACCAAUUGGAUUCAGAAGACACUCCUGAUAACAAGGGAGACGCCUGUGACAACUGUCCGACAGUUCCAAACACCGACCAAUCUGAUGUGGAUGAUGAUGGCUUAGGAGACAUGUGUGAUCCUGAUGCCGAUAAUGAUGGAAUCCGCAAUGAAAACGACAACUGCCGGUACAUUAAGAAUUCUGACCAGCGUGAUAGCGACGGGGACGGCAUCGGUGAUGUCUGUGACAAUUGUCCAUUUGAUCGCAACGCUAAUCAGAUGGACAGCGAUAACGAUUUAACUGGAGAUGUUUGCGACACAAACGAUGACAAAGAUAACGAUGGAAUACAAGACAACGUUGACAAUUGUCCGAGUGUUAUAAACUCCGAUCAGCUGGACACAGAUAAUGAUAAAAUGGGCGAUGCCUGUGACGAAGAUGAUGACAAUGAUGGCAUCCCAGAUGCUUUCGAUAACUGUGAAUUGAGGGUGAAUCCAGACCAGGAAGAUCUUAACGGCAAUAAUGUCGGAGAUCUUUGUGAGGAUGACAAAGAUGGAGAUAAGAGUAUUGAUAUUGUUGAUGUCUGCCCUUACGACGGACGGGUAUAUUCAACAGACUUCCGAAACUAUCAAACUGUGGUCCUAGAUCCUGUUGGAGUUUCCCAAAUUGAUCCAAAUUGGUAUAUCAUGAAUGAAGGUGCUGAAAUCAUCCAAACAAUAAACAGUGAUCCAGGAAUCGCUAUUGGUUAUACUGCCUUUUCUGGUGUCGAUUUUAGUGGAACUUUAUACAUAAAUACCAAAGAAGAUGAUGAUUAUGCCGGAUUCAUUUUUGGCUACCAAGACAAUGCCCAUUUCUAUGUAGUCAUGUGGAAAAAGAACACACAAACUUACUGGCACUCCACACCGUUCCGAGCUGUUGCUCAGCCGGGUAUCCAACUCAAACUUGUCAACUCGUCCACAGGACCCGGCCAAUAUCUACGAAAUGCUCUCUGGCACACUGGUGAUACACAUGAUCAGGUCAAACUCCUAUGGACUGAUCCACGUAAUGUAGGUUGGAAAGAAAAGAGGGCUUACCGAUGGGAAUUAUUCCAUCGACCAAGUAUUGGUUUAAUAAGGGUUAUCUUCUAUGAAAAAUCUGAGCUGGUAGCAGAUUCUGGAAACAUUUAUGAUUUCACAUUGAAAGGUGGCCGCCUCGGUGUAUUCUGCUUUUCUCAAGAAAAUGUGAUUUGGUCGGACCUUGUGUAUAGAUGUAACGAUUACGUUCAGGAAGAAGACGAGCAUAAUAGUGUUGGGAACAAGUGACGAGAAUAAGAACAUACUCUACAAAUCUUUUUGUUGUUUUUUAAAGUUUUUAUUACAUUUUUUUAUAAAGAGGAAACCCGAUCGCUUUUCUUUUGCAAAGGCGCCUAAAAAAAUCGACACAUUUUGUUACAGAAAAGUUUUAGGUGAAUCGCACUCACAAACCAUUAGAAACUUUAUGCAAACGUAACUUUUUAUAUGCAAAGUGGGAUGAUUAAUUACUUCAUUUGAUUCAUUUUUUAUAUAAUUAUUCAUUUUAUGUUUUGUUGGUUGUUUCAUUUUUUUUUAAAUAUUUUUUUCCGAUUACAAUAAACUGAAACGCUUGAUAUGAAUCCUUUCAGUUUUAUUACAUAAACAGUACUCGUUAUUAUUGACUUUUCUAACGGGACCAUCUUGAUAAAGUUAAAUAUAA
Messenger RNA from Octopus sinensis (East Asian common octopus), 3840 nucleotides. Its product is annotated as cartilage oligomeric matrix protein. Gene Ontology annotation, biological process: cell adhesion. NCBI's taxonomy places the organism in Eukaryota, Metazoa, Mollusca, Cephalopoda, Octopoda, Octopodidae. The transcript has 24 exons. Bases 321 to 3431 code for a protein of 1036 amino acids. Gene Ontology annotation, cellular component: extracellular region. The record is from RefSeq and is a predicted model, not a curated record. Gene Ontology annotation, molecular function: calcium ion binding.